Molecule: messenger RNA, 4215 nt
Organism: Amorphotheca resinae ATCC 22711
Lineage: Eukaryota; Fungi; Ascomycota; Leotiomycetes; Helotiales; Amorphothecaceae
Exons: 3
Coding region: 1-4215 (1404 amino acids)
Biological process (GO): transmembrane transport
Cellular component (GO): membrane
Molecular function (GO): ATP hydrolysis activity; ABC-type transporter activity; ATP binding
Source: RefSeq, a predicted model, not a curated record
AUGCCUGUGGUGGAGUCCCAGCAGCCUCGUUACCAAUUGGAGCCGAUCGAAAGAAUCGACAAUGCAACUCAAGUCACCCCGUCAUGGCGUUCACUGUUUUCAUUCACAACUCGAGCGCAUAGUGCUCCAAUUUCCUGCUCUGCUGCUGCAUCGAUUUUAGCUGGAAUACUGAAGCCUUGUGCGUCCAUCUUCUUGGGGAAGAUCUUCUCCAUCUUAACAAAGUUUGGCGACGGAACCUUGGAUACCAAGGCCACGCUGCACGGAAUUUCGAUAUGGUGCAUAGCAUUGACUGGGUUGGGUCUUUCAGCGUGGCUUCUCGAAGGCAUCUUUUUUUCGGCUUGGGUCAUAUUCGGAGAGCUUCAAGCGCAAAUCGUGCGACUGAAGAUGUUCGCGGGGAUGCUCGACAAAGAGCUUGAGUGGUAUGAUCUGCGGGAGGAUGGAGUUGGAUCAUUGCUGAUUCGAAUACAAACGCAAAUCCGAGAACUUCAACUGGCAGUCUCUCAGCCUCUUGGGUUACUCCUGUUCGAAGCUGUGGCAUCGCUAGCAUCUCUUGGGAUUGCAUUAUACUACUCCUGGAAGUUGACGCUUGUCAUCCUCGCAACUUUUCCCUUCAUCGGCCUCAUUUUGUUCAUCGUCUCUAAAGGGCUUGCCCCAGCCAUCGAAUCACAGAAACGAGAGCUUAGCAAGGCAUCAAAGUAUGCCAACACCGCGGUUACAGCUAUCGAUACCGUCAAGGCUUUUAAUGGACAGGAUCAAGAGAUUUGGCAGUACUUCUCCACGAUCAAGGAGGUCACCAUCUACUAUCUGUUACAAGCAAGAGCUAAUGCCCUCCAAUUCGGAAUCAUAAAGUUUUUGACCACUGGUCUUUUCGUCCAAGGUUUCUGGUUUGGCAUCUAUUUAGUAAACAAUGGCCUCGAUCCUGGCGAUGUUCUCACGACUUUCUAUGCAUGCUUAAGCGCUAUGCAAGCAAUUGAAGUCAUUCUUCCUCAGUGGUUAGUUCUAGCAAAAGGCAUGUCAGCCGGGGAGACGUUGAAGUCUAUCAUGAUUCAGAUGCAGCAUGACAGGAGAGUAACAAAAGUGAGAGAUGCGACAACGCCGAAGUCCUGUCCUGGAGACGUCGAGAUCAACAAUGUUUCCUUCGCAUAUCCAUCGAAUACGCAUCAGCUUGUACUAGAUAACGUCACAUUCUUCUUCCCCACUGGUGAAACAACAUUUGUAGUUGGAACCAGUGGGUCUGGCAAGAGUACAGUUGGAAACCUCCUCAUGAAGUAUUAUGAACCUCUCUCUGGGGAGAUCCUGGUCGAUGGCCACUCAAUACAAAAUCUUGAUAACGAUUGGUUACGACAAAAUAUCACUUUAGUUCAACAAGAGAGCGUGCUCUUCAACGAAACAAUAUUCCAGAAUAUAGCGUUUGGCAACCGAGAUAAUGCCACACGGGAAGAUGUCAGGGAGGCAUGCAAGACUGCUUAUCUGGAAGAGACAAUACGGAACAUGCCAAAUGGGCUGGACACACUGAUUGGUUUGGGCGGCAGAUCAUUAAGCGGGGGGCAGAAGCAGAGAGUUGCCAUCGCAAGGGCCAAACUUCGAGAUGCGCCGAUACUCAUCCUUGACGAAUCUACCAGUGCACUGGACUAUAUAAGUCGAAUUGAAGUCAUGGAGUCAAUCAGGAAAUGGCGCAAAGGAAAGACUACCAUCAUCAUUACUCAUGAUAUGUCACAGAUUCUGGAUGAUGACUACGUAUACGUGUUGGAUCAUGCAAAGGUAGUUCAAGAGGAUUAUCGCAAAAAGUUGGCCGACAAAUCACACGGAACAUUCGCAUCUAUUCUACGUUCUGAGACCAGCUCGGAAGCCAAGAGAUUGAGCAAGAAACCCGAACCCUCUUCUCUCACCAACGAUGUUGAGAUACCCGAAGAGGCCUAUUCUCAGCGCUGGAGCUACAUCUCCAAGGUCUUCGGUAUGCCACAAAACUCCCCCAAUAUUGGCCUGAGCUCUGGGAACGAUAAUCGUCUGUCGUUAAAGGUUGGGGUUGCACAAGCAAGUUCCUUGAGUUCGGAUCUGAUUUGGCCAUCCCCUCACGUUACUGACUCUCCUCAAACGAGCAUCAUACCGCGGCUACAUCUUUCAUUUAUGUCGCCCAGACCAUCCCCUCAAGCCCCUCCUCCAUCAUCAGCAUGGAAAGGCACGGAUUAUAACCCAAGUCCUAUUCCUUCAUCGAACUUCGAAGAUAUGAAGCAUGGAGAAUCAACGCGAGAGAAGGUUCCGGACCAUAUAACCGAGGAUGCUCAGGAGUUGCCGCCGGCAUCCUUAACCAAGAUCUUCAGCACUAUUUGGCCUAUCCUCACAUGGAAAGGGAAGAUGGUCCUCCUGCUUGGAUUCUUUGCUGCUUUCAUAGUAGCAGCCGGCACUCCUGCUUUUGCCUAUGUCUUUGCUCAGUUACUGAAUGUCUUCUAUCUUCCUCGAGAAGAUCGAACCGCCGCAGCACUGAAAUGGGCUUUGUCUCUCCUUGCCGUUGCCGUCAUAGAUGGAUCCGCCAGCUUCUGUACGCACUACGCACUGGAAUACAGUGCACAAUCAUGGAUCAACUCCUUGCGACUCGAAGCACUGAAGCGUAUUCUUGCUCAACCCAAAUCUUGGUUUGACGAGGAAAGCAACUCGCCUGGUCGAUUGAAUGAUUGUUUAGACAGGAACGCUGAAGAGAUGCGUAAUCUGGUGGGUCGCUUUGCUGGCCCUGCCUUUACAAUCGUUUGGAUGCUUGGCAUCACCGUCGUCUGGUCUCUUAUAAUAGUCUGGAAGCUUACUCUUGUUGCGCUUGGCUGCGCACCUAUUCUCUACGCCUUCACACGGCUCUUCCAUUUAGUGAGCAGUAAAUGGGAAGAGAGAUGCAAUAGAGAUGCGGACUUCACUAGCAGCAUAUUCAGCGAAACGUUCACCAACAUCAGAGUUGUCCGAGCUCUCACCCUGGAAAGCCAUUUUGAGCAGAAACACCUCAGAGCUGCGGCUGAUACCUGCAAGACGGGCAUCUCGAGAGCCGUAUAUUCAGGUUUACUCUAUGGACUCACAGACUCCCUUACCUUCUUCAUCAUAGCACUAGUUUUCUACUACGGCACCGUGCUCAUCUGCUCUGGCUCCCACUCUCUGGGAAAUGUCAUCGAAGUGGUCAACCUCCUCCUCUUUGGCAUCUCUAAUGCCACCGCCAUGCUCUCCAUGGUGCCACAGAUCACAUCCUCGCGGACAACAGCUACGUACAUGCUACGUCUAGCCAACCUCCCUCUCCACACCUCCCACGAAACACAAGGCGAGAUCCGCGUCCCAACACCCCUCCCAAUCCGAAUGAACAACCUCUCAUUCACGCACCCCAGCCAACCCUUUAUCAAAACCCUCGAUCGCAUCUCUCUCGAGAUCAAACCCGGAACCUGCACUGCCAUCGUCGGCUCCUCCGGCUCAGGAAAAAGCACCAUCGUCUCUCUCCUCCUGAACCUCUACCCACCCGAUGCCCCCUCACACACCUUCUCAGGCCCAGCACUCACCUUCCACGGGAUCCCAGCCUGCUCCUGUAACCUCCACUCUCUCCGGUCGCACAUCUCCAUCGUUCCACAAUCACCACUCCUCUUCCCGACCACGAUCCUCGAGAACAUCAUCUACGGGCUCCCCGAAUCCUCGCCCUUCCAUAGUCUAGAAGCCGCGCAGCGCGCCGCUGCUCACGCGGGUAUUCACUCUUUCAUCAUGUCUCUGGACGCCGGCUACUCGACGCUGAUCGGCGAUGGGGGCAUGGGGCUCUCGGGGGGUCAAACGCAGCGGCUCGCGCUAGCGCGGGCUCUGGUCAGACGGCCCAAACUCCUCAUCCUGGACGAAGCGACGAGCGCGUUAGAUGGCGGGAAUGCGCAGUUGGUGAAAGAGUUGGUGGGGAGACUGGUGGGCGAGGGCGUGGCGGUGGUGCUCGUGAGUCAUAGUUUGGAGAUGGUAAAGGUUGCGGAUUGCGUUUUGGUGCUGGAGAAGGGGAGGUUGGUGGAGAGUGGCGGGUUUGAAGAGUUGUGUGGAAGGGGAGGUGUGUUUGGGAGGGUGAUGAUGGGUGGUGGGACUGGGAUAGAGAUGGGGAGAGGGAGGGGGGAAAGGUUGAGAGUGGAUAAGGAGGAUGAGAAGGAGGAUGAGGAUAUUAUAACGCCGGUAGAACAGAGGAAGAGAUCAUCUUGGGUGGGUAGGACGGAAGUAUGGUGA